Molecule: messenger RNA, 2646 nt
Organism: Penicillium concentricum
Lineage: Eukaryota; Fungi; Ascomycota; Eurotiomycetes; Eurotiales; Aspergillaceae
Exons: 2
Coding region: 1-2646 (881 amino acids)
Source: RefSeq, a predicted model, not a curated record
AUGCCGGGCGUGGAAGUGAUGGGGUCGUCGGAUGAUUUGCAGGCAUUCGAACGGCCACUCAUACGGUCUCACAAGACGCUCCCUCGGCGGGGUGUAAUUGUUCCUAGCAUCGAAGUCAUCCAACCGGCCUCCUCGGAUCAGGAUGGGAAACAUACUGCGACGCCGUCACUUCCCUUGACGCCGCCAGGUGCAGGCCACGAAGAACUUGCGGUGGACGAACGAACACCUCAGAAAAUAAAUUCUUCUUUGUCAGACAUGCCCACAUCUGGGAUGUUGACCCCUCGCCGUCCCUCUAAGCCUCCGACCCCGGAUGUGACGCCUCCUCGAACGAGCUCGGAUCAGCGACCUAGCUUGAACCAAUUUAGUUAUUUCUCCUCGUCAUCUCGAGCCGAUUCAUUUCAAACGGCCUUGGAGAGUAUCUCGCCGGGAGAAGAUAUGGACACACCGGUUAAUGUGUCUCAGACCGCGACCCCGACAACAAAACAAAGGAGGCAGCCAUCAAAGCCACCCGUCUCAAAUGGAUAUCUUUCACACUUUCCAAAUACAAAAGGAUCUCCGCCGUCUGCUUCUCAACAACAUGGCGAAACCGAAUGUGACACUAGAUUCGAGUCUUUUGACGGACAUUGGGCCGCAAACCCGAUCGAUGGGUCGCCAACACCGUUAGUCGGAAAGCGAAAGUCUGCACAGAGCCACACAGAAUUGGUCUAUAACUCAACCCUUGGGAGAGACCUUGAGGGAGAUGCGCUGGAUGUAAAGCACCUGGAUGCGUCUUUGAUGAGAGAAAAAAGUCUGCGGGACCGCGUCAAUGGUGCACAUGAACCCGAAGCACGUACUUCAAUGGAGCGCUUCCGUAAGAAUAUUGGGUCAUCGUCGUCGGAGGGUCUAGCAAAAUCCAGCGUAUUAGACGCCCGUCCUUUGUCGGUCAUCUCCUCGACAUCCACCGUCGAGGCUAUGAUAAUCGAUUCUCCCAAACGAGCCCAGCGAAUGCUCCGGCAUACCGAAAAAAAAGCUCUCUGCGUUCACAAGGCUGCUCGCAUUUCUGAUCAGGAUUUUCGAAGCAGAACACCGGAGACGUCGUUCUCGGCCAAGACUAGCAACAGCGCGAUACAGCCCAAUAUUGAAACUAUCAACGUGGUGGUCAUACCUGAGAGAAGUUCAUCUCUCAAGUCCCGUCCUAACAGUCAUGUUUCUUCCAAACCGGGGUCUCAGCGAUCAAGCCGUCGUCCUCCGACAGCAUCAACGAGCUGCACAGAUAUCCCAGGGCAGAAGAAACGCACCGUGUCUGAUUCAGUGUCGACUCGAUCUCGCGAGAUCGAUUCUAAGGGUUGUCCCAUGGCGCGGCCUGUCAUUCCACCUCGGGCCUCAUCUCUUUCUGCGCCAACGAGUCGGAACAAUUCUCGCACGACAUCUCUCACUUCUAACAGCCUGCGAAGUCGUCCCACGGAGCGUCCCGCCAUUCCACCCCGAAGCUCGUCGCUUUCUGCGCCAACGAGUCGGAACAAUUCCCGUGCGACUUCCCUUACUUCCGACAGUCUACGAAGCCAUAAUUUAGCCAUGAACCUCGAGAUCCAAAAGAGUCGUGAGCAUCAGCCGGUGUCUCCGCCUCGCCACAACGUUUUGGCAUCGGCUGACCGCCGUAGCCUACUCGAGGCUCCCAAUAUGCACGCCCUCUUUGCUAGCUCCGAUGAUAUGGCGACCCUGCGCCCUCCCUCUUUACCUUUCACCCAAGGCUCGAUUCCAUCGUCUUCGCCGGGCCCUAUCGAAAUCCAAGAGGCUACAGCCGUCAGUUUGUUCGCACACAACAAUCGAUCACUACUGCUUGUUGACCCUCGGGUACAGACCUACUCGAGGGACCCUUUCCAAGCGCUUGGAAUUUCUUAUGAUUUUCCCCAACCGCCUCGCACACCCGACAAACCACCACAAAUCGCAACAGUCAAUGUCGACUCGCCUUUAAAGAACCCUCGCCCUCCGCCCAAGCCCCCAUCCGCCAAACCUCUUCCCGCGCUUCCAUUGCAUGAAGCCCAAGAUGAAAACAAAGGCCUCGGUCGACGAUGGAGUUCCGUCCGUCGUACCUGGGGCGCACGCCCUCGGUCGGAUUCCUUCAACAAUAUAGCGAGGUCAUUCUCCAUGAAAUCGGCGAAGAACCGAACCGCCGGAAUGGAAAUGGACAGUCGUCUUUAUCCGUUUUGGCGACCCCGCGGGUUCUGGGAAGACGUACCCGAGUCCCCAGAGAAAGAAACCUCGCCGACGCGGCAAUAUUUGCCACGCCCCGAUGAAUCCUUGAUUGUAAACAACUCUCUAGGCCUGCCCCAGCGGCGUAUCAUCUUCGAUGGCCCGCCGGCCCUGGCGCGCCGCAGCCCAGAAAUGAGACGCUUGUUCAAUGGAAUGACCAGCAACGGUAGCUUGGUUGAUCAAGGCAUGUUCCGAACAGGAUCCCCAUUAAACCGGAGUCGCUUCCGGUCUCUCUCUCGCUGGGGACUGCGGCUCCAGUCGAUGUCAUGGCGUAAUGUGCGGAAUCGUCUCCGACGUGUACGCCAGCGACGAGACGAGCGAAAACGGGCUGUCCGGAGGGAGGCCCUCAAGCAGAGCAUUGGUGGCCCUGUCUACGUGGCAUCUAGUGCUACUGCUGAGGUGGCUAUGAGAUGA